CUUAACCGAGGCCACAGCAACCUGUAAGCAUUGCACCAGGCCGAUUUCAGAUGGUGUGCUGUUCUCCCCUCCUAGGAAAAAAUACACAUUGGCCACAGAUAACUUCACAGGAAAAUGAAAAGGAAAAGCAAUCACUUGGACUCCCACGACCUAAAGAUAGGCUCUGUAACUUGGUACCUCAGUGCGUCUCCUUUCCAUCAUGUCUGUCAGUGAUCUAGUUUGAACAAAAGCUUGGGGGUAUCCAGCCGAAGAUGCCUUCUGCUUCCUUGGAAAUCCUGGACUAUCAGCCUAGACUUCCUUCAAAGAGGCAGAUCGCAUCUUGCAGCCUCAGAGUCUGGCCUAGGCCUCCCUCCAGGAGAGGAGGGUGGGCAUCCAGACCUGGAGAAGAACCAAAGGAGGGACAGGUCUGUGAAAAGGUCCUGGCUCAAGGAUUAAGCCGUCUGGAACCUCCUGAGGGGAGCCCCACCCCUCAGCCCAUCUGGGCUUUGGCUGAGAGUGGGGCAGAUAGAAACCCAUCCUCACAGGCACAGAGCCAACACCUUCAGGAGAAACUCGUGGCUGACACAGGGUAACCCAAGUGAGCAGGGACAGAGAAGUCUUUACCCCUGAGGCCUCUGCCAGGGGUCAGAGGUGGGGCUGUGGUCCAAGGGAUGGACAGGGAAACUUCUGAAGCGGGCUGGGGAGGUGACACUCAGCUAGGAUUCUGCCCCAUAAAACAAAAUAGCAUGUGUCACCACUGCCUCCUUUUUCUUGGUCCUGGUUUUCUCCCCAGGUUGCUAGCGUCCCCCCUGGGGAGCCAAACUGGACUGAGCACCAGGUGGCCUGCUUCCCAGCUUCUGACAGAGGGCAAGCUGAGUCAGGCAGGAAAGUGGGCCAGCCAGCAAGCCGGGCCCCCACCCUUCAUGAGCCCCACUGAUACAGGACAGCAGGUAGCUUAUAAGGGGCAGGUGACCUGGCGUGGCGAGCCAGAGAGUAAGUCCUCAAACAAGUGGCAACAGGCCACCAACUUGAAAGGGGAAAUUGUGCUACAACGGGGAAGGUGUCCGACAGACCUACUGGGUGACUAAUUACAAGGGUUGGGCUGGAGCGUCACAGGCCGCUCGUUAAACUCCUCAUUCAGUGGCACCCUGAGAGCUGCCACCUGUGCACUCUGGGAGUGCCAAGGGGACAAGAUCCUAAGGGGGGAGGGUGUGAGCACCCACCGAUGGCACUACUUAAGGUAGACUCUGAAAGAAGCUUGGAUCUCACUUUUAAAACUGCAGCUCACUGCUCAGAGGCUUUGAUGGGACUGGAGCCAAAGCAAGAAGAAUGUAGGUGACUUAGUAGCUGUGACUCUGGGCAAGUGUCUCCCCUUUCUGAGCCUCAGUAUCCUCAUCUCACAAGUGGGAGUAUAGUCAUCGUCCUGCCCACCCCACAGAGACAUAUUAGGGAUGAAAUUAGACCAUGGAUAUGAAAGUGUUCAGAAAACUGUGUAUAGCCACCUAGACACGAAUGAUCUCACCGACACCACGCAGGGGGAUAUACCUGGCAGGGUUAGGAACCCUCCUCUUGCACCUGGCUUUAUGGGCUCUACCUGAGCGGAAGUCAUCCCGAGCCCCUGGAAGGACACACGAGGGAGGAUCUGAUCUGAGAACCUGGGCACCCGUGUAAUGGAGCUAGGACAAGAGGGGGCCAUCUGGAGCCUAGAGAGCUGCCUGUACAGGUGGGGCCAACGCCCAGAUUUCUCCUGCUGACUGUCCCGAUGACUCACCCCCAAGACCAGGCCCUUUUACCUUUAAGGAAGAGCCGGAAAGGGUGUGGGGAAGCAGAGGAGAGGGAGGGAGGUCCUGAGCUCCAGACCCGCCCUUUGCCCCUCCCUACCCUUCUCCGGGCCAGGCCUUCCAGCCAAAAGGCAGGCAGAGCACAGGAGAGGCGCAGAGUCCAGCACUGGUCCCAAGGCAGCCAGUCACCCCACCGCCUACCGGUCCCCAGAGCCAUGGAGAGAGCCAGUCUGAUCCAGAAGGCCAAGUUGGCAGAACAGGCCGAGCGCUAUGAGGACAUGGCUGCCUUCAUGAAGAGCGCCGUGGAAAAGGGUGAGGAGCUCUCCUGUGAAGAGCGGAACCUGCUCUCCGUGGCCUACAAGAAUGUGGUGGGCGGCCAGAGGGCUGCUUGGAGGGUGCUGUCCAGUAUUGAGCAGAAAGGCAACGAGGAGGCCUCGGAGGAGAAGGGCCCGGAGGUACAAGAGUACAGGGAGAAGGUGGAGGCUGAGCUCCGGGGCGUGUGUGACACCGUGCUGGGCCUGCUGGACACCCACCUCAUCAAGGAGGCCGGGGAUGCCGAGAGUCGGGUCUUCUACCUGAAGAUGAAGGGCGACUACUACCGCUACCUGGCCGAAGUGGCCACCGGGGACGACAAGAAGCGCAUCAUCGACUCAGCCCGGUCGGCCUACCAGGAGGCCAUGGACAUCAGCAAGAAGGAGAUGCCGCCCACCAACCCCAUCCGCCUGGGCCUGGCCCUGAACUUUUCCGUCUUCCACUACGAGAUCGCCAACAGUCCCGAGGAGGCCAUCUCUCUGGCCAAGACCACCUUCGACGAGGCCAUGGCUGACCUGCACACCCUCAGCGAGGACUCCUACAAAGACAGCACCCUCAUCAUGCAGCUGCUCCGAGACAACCUGACGCUGUGGACGGCCGACAACACUGGGGAAGAGGGGGGCGAGGCUCCCGAGGAGCCCCAGAGCUGAGGCAGGCCUGCUACCCUCCCCGCCCUGCCCUCUCCAGACCCGCACCCCCGGCAGAGAGGACUUGUAUGGGGUGGGAGGCCCGACCUUUCUCCUUGAGUGCUCUGAUCCAGCUCAGAGCGGAUCCCUGAAGUGGGACCAGCAGAGCUGAGGCCACCUGGAGCCAGGAGAGCGCACGGUUUGUGCGGCUGUUGGGUGCGCCUAACCACUGGCCAUCUCACCCAGCCCUGCCCUCUGCACCCCCUUCCUCGAGAGCCCCCACCUGUGAACCAGGCCACUUCUCCCCUGCUCCUGACUCCCUCCUGCCCCUGCUGCCUCUGGAUCUUAGGAAUUGAGGAGUGUCCCACCCUUGUGGCUGAUUCAGACUGUGUGGCCAAGGCUGGAGAUGUGUGUGUGUGUGUGUGUGUGUGUGUGUGUGCAAGACCUGGAAUAAGAGGGAAAGUAUGUCUGCUGGGUGUGACCAUGUUUCCUCUCAAUAAAGUUCCCCUGUGACACUCC
Molecule: messenger RNA, 3217 nt
Organism: Condylura cristata (star-nosed mole)
Lineage: Eukaryota; Metazoa; Chordata; Mammalia; Eulipotyphla; Talpidae
Gene: SFN
Product: stratifin
Exons: 1
Coding region: 1742-2722 (326 amino acids)
Biological process (GO): signal transduction
Cellular component (GO): cytoplasm
Molecular function (GO): protein kinase binding
Source: RefSeq, a predicted model, not a curated record